Manihot esculenta (cassava) is the source of this 8261-nucleotide messenger RNA. RefSeq lists its product as uncharacterized. NCBI's taxonomy places the organism in Eukaryota, Viridiplantae, Streptophyta, Magnoliopsida, Malpighiales, Euphorbiaceae. The record is from RefSeq and is a predicted model, not a curated record. Bases 122 to 7654 code for a protein of 2510 amino acids. Gene Ontology annotation, molecular function: protein binding. The transcript is spliced from 16 exons. Gene Ontology annotation, cellular component: RAVE complex. Gene Ontology annotation, biological process: vacuolar acidification.
AGGCAGAUGAUAGAUACCGUUUAGAGAAAAAAAGAAGUAAAAAAGAUCCCGCGAGUCGCGAACUGCGCAUGUAUAGGUCUAAUUUCACUGUUGGCGCUCGCUGGCACCAUAGCCAAAGCAAAUGUCCGAAACAAUGUCUUCUUGCCACUCAACCUCCACCAUCGACCCUACUAAUCAUCUUCCUCUCUCUAUCCUUAGAUCCGACACCGUUCCACCCGCACCAACCCGAUCUGGAUCCACUAUCGACUGGCUACCGGAAUUUGCUGGUUACGCAUGGAUCGCCUAUGGAGCCUCCUCCCUUCUGGUGAUUUCUCACCUCCCAUCUCCUCUCUCCUCCGACGAAUCCCUGAUCGGCCCUAUUCUCCGGCAAGUUUUCGAGCUCUCUGGCGACCAUUCAUCUGCUGUCACUUCCGUUUCUUGGUCCCCAGUCACGCCGUCGAUAGGAGAGCUUGCUGCUGCGUCAGACAGCUGCAUCUACGUGUUCUCACAUGAUUCCCAAAGCUCCAAAGGUUCUUUUUGUUGGAGCCAGAAUGCAGUACUUUUACAGUGCACAAAGGUGGAAGCAAUCAAAUGGACUGGCUCCGGGGACGGAAUAGUUUCUGGCGGAAUUGAUGUGAUUUUGUGGAGAAGGAGAAACAGGUCAUGGGAAAUAGCUUGGAAGUUUAAGAGAGAUGAGCCUCAAAAUCUGGUUUCUGCAACCUGGUCAAUUGAGGGACCCUCAGCAACUGCUGCCCGUCCAAAUAACCUGCUUAUUAAAGAAUCUAGCAGUGAGAGCAAAUGUGUGCUAGUAUGUUAUGGCGACAGUAUAUCUGAAUAUGAAAAAUUUGAGCUGCGACAUCCUCAGCCUGUCCUGAUGAUUCAGUGGAGGCCACCAACAGAAAGACAACCACAAAGAGAUGCAAAAUAUUUGGUACGGAAUAUGCUAUUAACUUGCUGCCUAGAUGGAACUGCAAGGCUGUGGACUGAGGUAGACAAUGGAAAGGUCAGAAAGUUUGGCAAGGAAAAUAAUGAUCGCAAAACAACAAGGAAAUUCUUUUGUGUUGCUGCUGUAAUUGAGAUUAACCAGGUGUUGAAUGGUAAUUUGGGCAUGGAUAUAUUUUUGAACUGGGCAAUAGAAAGUAGAGGUAUAUACAGAACUGGAGAAGACAUUAAUCAGUUCUUCUCCACUGAAAGGUAUAGGCAUGGAGUUGGCAGAUGUGAGUGGUUAAUUGGGUUUGGUCCAGGAACUGUAAUCACUUUUUGGGCCGUGCAUUGCCUUGAUGAUGUCUCACCCAUGAGGUUCCCUCGUGUUACACUAUGGAAGAGACAAGAACUGCAUGGAGCUGAUUUUUCAAAAUUUAAGGAUUCUUUACUUCUUAAUAAGGUCAUUAUCUUGAGGAACUGCUUGUCUGGUCCACCUGAAAUAUGCUCUUUGGUUCAUUUAUUACCUUGUAAUUCCUUGAUUUGGUCUCUGUUGCAUACUCAAAGAUCUGGUGAUGAUGAGAACUCAUUAGUGAACAGUUCCACAAUAUACAAGUACUCAUCAUGUUCAGCUGUUCAAAAUGGUGGACAUGGUGGAAAAAUUUUAGAAGUUGCUAUGCAUCCUUAUAUUUAUGAACUUCAAUUAGCUGCUUCUUUGGACUCUAAUGGGUUGAUUCUAUUUUGGUUUGUAUCAACCAUGUCAAACUGCAAUCCAGAACUUUCAACAUUGACUCCCACAUGGAAAAUUUGUGGGAAAUUUGCAACUCAUGAUUCAUUUUCCAAGUAUACAAGCUUGAAGUGGUCACCUUCUGUUUCAGAUGAAGACCGUGUACUUCUUAUGGGACAUGUUGGGGGGAUAGAUUGCUUUGUAGUUAAGCUUUCUCAAAUUGAAGGAGGAGAAGACAUAAUAUGUCAUUUUAUAUGCACCAUACCUCUAACAGGUCAUGGUCCUUACGAGGAUAAUGUCCUCAAUAUCUUUGCAAUACCCCUUCCUUCUACCUGUAACAAGACAUUUAGGUACAAUAAAUUUAUGCUUUUGGGGGUAUCGAUGAAAAGCUUUGAAGCUUUAUCAUGGGAGGUCACUUUACAUUCCUAUGACUUACCAGAGAGUACCUGUGGAUGUAAUUUUGAUGAUCAAAACAGUCAUAGAUUCACAUGGAAAUUUGAAAAUACUUUUGCCAAUAAAAGAUACUGUCUUGGUGUUAACCCUUGCUCAUCUCAGUUUCCGGAGCCUUAUUCUCAUGAUCAGAUUACUAGUUUUUCUAUGGUAGGUCCAGGUAACUUGAUUCCUACGCAUGAAAAACUUGAAUUUGACAGAGAUAGUUGCUGCAGUGUCCCUGCCUAUAUUAUGGCUACAGGCUUCUCUGAUGGUAGCUUGAAACUGUGGAGAAGUAACCCUUCUAAAUUGCCAACCCCUCACAAUCAGAUACCAUGGGAACUUGUAGGUAAAUUUGUUGCACAUCAAGGCCCUGUUAAUUCUAUAUGUUUGACCGACUGUGGUCAGAAGAUUGCUACCAUCUCUGCAGGGAGUAACACAGAUGGCACUAGCAUUCUUCAUAUUUGGGGCAGCAUAAACCUUAUAGGAGCUGGAAGUUUUGUGUUGGAAGAUAUAUUAUCCAUUGAUGGAGAUGUUGUGGCUUUAAAGUGGUUAGCUUUAGGUAAUGGUCAGUUAUUUCUUGGGGUUUGCACACACAAUAAUUUGCAGGUAUAUGCUCAGAAGCAUUCUGGUGGUCAGACAGUAGUGAACCUUGGAAAAUCUUUGAACCUGAAAAAUUGGUCUUGUAUUGCAGUUACUUAUACUUUGCCUGCUAUUCAUGACUUGCUUUGGGGGCCGCAGGCUGCAGCUAUUAUUGUUCAUGAUGAUUACUUUAGUCUAUUUAGUCAGUGGUUGUUUCUUGUAGAUGAUGAACAACAGGCCAAAUGCCAUCCAAAUUUUAUUGGGGAGGAUGGUGAAGGUGCAAAAGAUAAAUGCACUCCUUUGUCAAUAUUCACUGAUCUGGAUAGCAUCAGCGAUCUCAGGAAAUCAUCACUUCCCAUAAAGAUUAAAGAUAAUAUUGAUUUCCUAUCAAGCAGUGGUCAGCUAAAACAUGGUUCACAUAACUUGCUUGGUUUUUGGAGCCUGGUAGAAAUAGCAGAGAAGUUAGUGAGAACUUUACCUGUUUAUCAUCCUGAGGCUCUCCUUAUGAAUUUAUAUUCAGGCAACUGGAAACGUGCAUAUGUAUCUUUGAGGCAUCUUGUUGAAUAUCUUACUUCUGCUCAUGCUUCUGAGAAAAAAUGUAGUUCUGGAAAGAAAUGGCAUAUUGUUCCACAGAUUUCUUUAUCGAACUAUUUUGAAGGACCUAUCUUGAAAGAUUCAAUGAAUAAAGGUUUUCAAUGGAGUGCUGAUGCUUCAGCUUCACAGAUUUUUGUGUAUGACACUGUGUCCAAUGACUCCAAUCAUUUGUUUACUUCAUCUACAACAUCUGAGCUUUGUGGUUUUGUGGAGCCUAUUGAGAACAUGUAUGAGUUAGCAGAUUUAACUAAUAUUGAGAAGUUGCAAAUUCUUGCUAUUAUAGAUCUUCUCACUGAAAUUCAGCAAUCUGCUUCUGCCUACGAAAAUCUUGAUGAACCUGGCCAAAGGUUUUGGGUUGCUUUAAGGUUUCAACAAUUACAUUAUUGUCGAGGCUUUGGUAGGGCACCAUCGGUGGAAGAAUUGGUUGUUGACACUAGACUAAUGAGUUGGGCCUUCCACUCUGACUGUCAGGAAACUUUGAUGAGUUCUUUUCUUCCCAGUGAACCAACCUGGAAAGAAAUGCAGACUCUUGGAGUUGGAUUUUGGUUUACCAAUGUUGCACAACUACGCACAAGGGUGGAAAAAUUAGCAAGAAAGCAGUAUCUAAGAAAGAGAGAUCCCAAAGAUUGUGCCCUUUUAUACAUUGCAUUGAAUAGACUUCAAGUCUUGGCUGGUCUUUUUAAAAUCAGCAAAGAUGAAAAGGACAAACCCUUGGUGGGAUUUCUUUCUCGCAAUUUUCAGGAGGAGAAAAAUAAAGCAGCUGCUUUAAAAAAUGCUUACGUCUUAAUGGGAAAACAUCAACUGGAGCUAGCUAUUGCUUUCUUUCUACUUGGAGGUGAUAAUUAUUCUGCAAUCACUGUUUGUGCAAAGAAUCUUGGAGAUGAACAACUUGCAUUGAUCAUUUGCCACCUUGUUGAGGGUCAAGGUGGACCAUUAGAACAUCACUUAAUCACCAAGUUUAUGCUUCCAUCUGCAGCUGAGAGAGGCGAUUACUGGCUUGCAAGCCUGCUUGAGUGGGAACUGGGCAAUUACUUGCAAUCUUUUCUAUGCAUGCUUGGUUUCCAAACUAGUUCUGUGAUUGACAAAUAUGCUGUUUCAUCCAAUCACGCUGCUUUUAUGGAUCCCCAUAUUGGUCUGCACUGCCUCAAAUUAGCAAGCAAAAGUUGCAUGAGAAAUGCCGUAGGGGAGCAAAAUGCUUCAGUUCUCAGUAGGUUGGCAACUUUUAUGGUGGCUACUGCCUUCUGUAGAAGUGGGCUUCCUCUUGAAGCUUUAGAGUGCCUCUCAUCUUCCUCCAGCAUUUCUGGGAGUAUGGAUCAAGGGAGUAUAUCAGAUGUUGAUCAUUCUCAAAUUCUACAUGGAAUUUUAAAGCCAGCUGCUAGUGAUUCGCUUAAUUGGUUGUCAGGCAAUGUGGCUUUGCAUUUGGAGUCCUGUACUAAAUUAGAUUUGGCUCUUCAGUAUUUCUCAAAAUUGAUGAGGGAGCAUCCUAGUUGGCCUGACUCUAACUUAGGAUCCAUUCAACUGUCCGCAUGCUUCAGGGAUUGUGAGAUCCAUCAAUAUGAAGAAUUACAAAAAAAGUUUCAAGAAAAUUUUUAUACAGGACUUUCAAAGUUUGGGCAGAAGUUUUCAGUAGCUUCUCCUCACCUAAUCAAAAUGAUUUUGGUCUGGUUGUGCAAUAAUGGAUUACUGUUUAUUGGAUAUGAUAUAUUACUCUGCUAUGCUUCUGUAGAUCACUCAAAAGAUGAGAGCCAUCCUGUUGGCAAUUUAGUCUUGUAUCCUCUUCUCCAUAAGCCACUUUUGAAAUCCAUUCAAGAUAUUUCACUUUUACUUUCACGGUUUAUUGUCUCCUGUAAUAUAACUUGCCUGCAACAAAAAUCAUGUGAUAUUGAGAAUGAUGUGUCUGGUGAAGUUAGAUCCACAUGGUCCAAUACUCGGGGGCAUUUCUUUCAAGGUAUCAUGCCAAUGUUGUGGAGUUUAAGAAGUGCUAUGAGGAUAAAUUGUUGCUUCUUAUCUGAGGAUGUGACUGCAAGGUCCCUUGUUAUCCUUGAUUUAUAUGAAUUUUAUGUACAUUUUGCAUCUGCUUGGCUUAAGAAAAAUUCGAAAGGUCUCUUGUUGAUGGUGCAGCCACUCUUGAUCACUUGUACCAAUGGGCAUAUCCCAUAUGAAGUUGAUAUGUCAAAUCUCAAAAACAUCCUUUACCAUAUUGCAGAGUUGUUGGCUAGUGAUUUGUCUGUGGAUGAUGCAGGAUCAGGGCAUGCAAUUACCAAAAAUGACCCAUGUAAACUGGACAGAGGAGCAACACGCUCAUUUUCAGAAGAUGAGAAAUGGCAUAUUAUAGGGGCUUGUUUGUGGCAGCACAUGUCCAGAUUUGUGAAACAUAAGCUGCAUUCGCUAUCCAUUAAUCUUGAAGAUAUAUGCUUCUCUGGAGCUUCCCAUGGCAUAACAGAACAAGUUGUAUCAUUCUCACAGAUAUUAUCUAAGUUACUGAUGGCCACACUCGUACAUGUUUCAUCUUAUCAUGUGAAAGUGUUUGGCUCAUCCCUGCUACUGAAGCUAGAGAAUAGAUUUAACAUACCAACUCUUGCAUGGCUACGAGAGUCUAGUCCAUCUCAAGCCAAAGUCCUCUAUCAGGAUGCAAGCGCAGACAUAGUGAACAGCAGAGAUGAAUUAUCAACUUUUGACAUAUUAUGGGCCACCUGUGCCGACCCUAGCAUAAUAAGAGAAGGUUUUGCGCAAGAAAAGAUAAAUUGGCCACAAUUUGUCAAUCACAGAUCCUCUGAAGACUGGAGUGAUUUAUAUAAGAGCAUCAGAGAGGACCAUGAAACCAAGGAAGUUCUAGAUCAUGAAGUGAGGUUAGGCAAUAAUCCUGUCAGUGAUGAAGUUGGAUCACCUGCUAAGGGUUUAUUUAAGGGUGGCCGAGCUUUUCUAACUUCAUGGCAGAAGGACUCAACCAAUGCCAGGGAGGUGACACAUUUCCAAACUGCUAAAGAAAUAUUUAAGAGAGACGGAGAGCUGUUGGAGGCACUCUGUAUUAAUUCUGUCAGCGAAGGGCAAGCUGCAAUUUCCAGCAACAGAAAGGGCAUAAUUUUCUUUAAUUGGGAAGAUGGGAUUCCUUCUGCAGAUCAAUCAGAAUAUAUCUGGGCUAAUGCUGAUUGGCCACCAAAUGGUUGGGCAGGUGCUGAAUCAACUCCAAUUCCAACUUAUGUUUCUCCAGGUGUUGGUCUUGGGAGCAAGAAAGGAGCACACCUUGGGUUGGGUGGGGCAACCCUUGGCAUGGGUUCUUUAGCAAGACCAAGGAAAGAAUUGACAGGUGGUGGAGCAUUUGGUAUUCCAGGUUAUGCUGGUAUUGGUGCCUCUGGCUUAGGUUGGGAAGUACAGGAUGAAUUUGAGGAGUUUGUUGACCCACCAGCUACCAUGGAAAAUAUAAGUACAAGGGCUUUCUCUAGUCACCCGUCAAGACCCUUUUUUUUGGUUGGUUCCAGCAAUACACACAUUUACUUGUGGGAGUUUGGUAAGGACAAAGCUACUGCAACUUAUGGUGUUCUCCCUGCUGCAAAUGUUCCUCCGCCAUUUGCCCUUGCAUCAAUAUCGGCUUUGCAGUUUGACCACUGUGGACACAGAUUCGCUACAGCUGCAUUAGAUGGAACUGUAUGCACAUGGCAGCUUGAGGUUGGAGGAAGAAGCAACAUCCGCCCAACAGAAUCAUCUCUCUGCUUUAACGGCCAUGCAUCGGAUGUCACAUAUGUUACCUCAAGUGGAUCAGUUGUUGCUACUGCUGGGCACAGCUCCAAUGGUGCUAAUGUAGUUGUCUGGGAUACAUUGGCUCCACCCACAACGUCGCAGGCUUCAAUUAUUUGUCAUGAAGGUGGUGCCCGCUCCAUUUCAGUGUUCGAUCAUGAUAUUGAAAGUAAUUCCAUAUCUCCUCUUAUUGUAACCGGUGGUAGAGGUGGUGAUGUUGGACUGCAUGACUUUCGAUACAUAGCAACUGGAAGGACUAAAAGGCAUAGGCAUUUUGAUAAUUGUGAUGGAAGAAGCAAUAUGCCUUCUAAUAUGGACUUGCAAGCAGGGGUUGGUGAGAAAGUGGGUGACCACAAUCAGAAUGGGAUGCUUUGGUACAUACCAAAGGCUCACUUAGGAAGUGUCACCAAAAUAACCACCAUCCCUCAUACCAGCUUAUUCUUAACUGGAAGCAAAGAUGGGGAUGUUAAACUUUGGGAUGCCAAAGCAGCCAAACUGGUUUAUCAUUGGCCCAAGUUGCAUGAAAGGCGCACCUUUUUGCGACCAAGCUCACGUGGUUUUGGAGGAGUUGUUAAGGUUGCAGUAACUGACAUACAAGUUGUUUCUCAUGGUUUUCUUACUUGUGGUGGGGAUGGCUUGGUAAAGUUCCUUCAGAUUAAAGAUAACCAACAUGAAAAGUUCAACUAAGCGGUUCAUGAAUCCGACUCCCAGUGGAAGCUUGGUGCAAUUUUCCCAUCACAGACUCAUACUUGAUCAACAGUAAAAAUCCAGAACACAUGAAUUGCAUUGAAUGAGACGGAAUUUGGGUCAUUUUAUUAGAUCCUUCUAUUACCUUGUCUACAUCAAGUGCAAACGAUUCUGAGGGCUAGUGAAAUCCACCGGCUGCAACCCCGAUAUUGUUUUUCACACAUGAUUUAUCAAGUAUCUUAUUGAAUUUAUUGUUAAGUCCAGCGUUUCCGAACCGGACGAAAUCAGUCACGUCAACCGUUGCUGUUGGUUGUUGAUGUGUCUAGGCAUCCUCAUUUUCUGCUUGAAGGAGUUGUCCAAGAUUGGCUAACAUCAAUGCCCAGAUAGAUAAUCAUCAUUGUAUAUAUUUUGAGGUCAGCUAUUUUCUGCGUGAUGUUAAAAAUGGCAGAAUCGGUUUACAGUUGUUUUUUAUUGCUCUUUUAUAUAUUUCCCUCUAUAUAUAUUUUUUGUAAUUUUCUCUGUACAUUUGUAAUCAGGAAGCAGUGGGAUUUUUCUUUUUCCCAGUCGAAAGUUGACAUAUUUUGAGGCAUUCUUUUCCCUUUUGUCA